AUGGCGACAAUCACCGGCGAUUAUAGCAGCAGCCACCACCACCACCAUCUUCAACAGCAACACCACAGCCAUCAACAUCACAAUACACAAACAGGGCUAAAGCAAACAGAAGAGGAAGUGGACGAAGCAGAGCUGGAGCAACAGCAACAACAGCAGCCGCCGUCGUCGCAGCAAUCCCUGGCGAUGCAAACAGCAACAACAGGCACGAGCAAACAAUCGCCAAUUGGGGGCGACCACUUUUCGAACACGACAACGACAUUACCGCCCGAUAACAACAACAACACAACUGAAAGCAGCAAUGGCGAGGACCUCAAUGGAAUCGCUGCUGCUGCUUCCACUUCCCAAUCCACAGACAACAACAGCUCUCCGGCGACGUUGGAAUUAGAUGGCUCAGCUGGAAAUGGAGGAGCUCGGUUCAGCUACGGCCACAACAACAACAACAACAACAACACCACCAACAAUGGCUCGGCCACCUCGUCGCCCGCUCCUUCCCCUACGCCCUCCUCAUCAACUUCGACAUCAGCGAAUGGAGGAAAUGGAAGCGGAGAGCCCGCCGUCAACCAGCGCCAGUACCGAAAGACGCUCGAAUACCUAAAACAGCUCUUUUCUGACAGGGAGCGGCUGCAGCUGCUGCCGCUGGGCGUCUUCGCCCACGUCGGUCGCCUGCUGGAGGGCGAAAUUCAGCGCGUUCGCGCCUCUCUGAUUCACAUUGACGGCGGCGCGGACCAGCGCCGAUCGUUGGUGCUGCCCGAGCCGGAAGGCGAACCGGUGCAGCGCUCCACGAAGGUGUACGUGCCCGCGGAGAAGUACCCCGAGCUGAACUUUAUCGGGCGCAUUAUAGGGCCCCGGGGACUGACCAUCCGCGAGCUGGAGGCGGACUGCGGCUGUAAGCUGUACAUACGGGGCCACGGGUCGCUCCGGGACAAGAGCAAGGAGGAGAAGCUGAAGGGCCAGGAGAACUUUGCCCACCUCAAUGAGGACCUCCACGUGCUGAUCACCGUGGAGGAUGCGGAGAACCGGGCGGCGUUGAAGCUGGAGCGGGCGGUGGGCGAGAUCAACAAGCUCCUGGAGUCGGUCAUCAGCAAUAAGGACGAGUUCAAGAUGAGGCAGCUGGCGGAGCUGGCCAUACUGAACGACAAGUUCAAGAUGCAGGGGCCG
Messenger RNA from Rhagoletis zephyria (snowberry fruit fly), 1158 nucleotides. The record is from RefSeq and is a predicted model, not a curated record. NCBI's taxonomy places the organism in Eukaryota, Metazoa, Arthropoda, Insecta, Diptera, Tephritidae.